AUGCCGGUUGGAAUUUUCAACUCGACAUAUUACAGUAAAGACUCCCGUGCCGGCGCUGCUCUUCUUCGUGCCCGCCGGCCGUAUCUUUUCAAGAAUGCUGCGACUGGCUUAGGCCUUUGUAUCUUUACCAUCGGAGUUUAUGCAUACACCAUUCGCGCCGUUGGUCAAGAUGAGUUCUCCGAUGUUCAGGUCCCUGAUGCCCCAGCUGCCGCAUCUCAACAAUCCAAGCAAUGA
Messenger RNA from Aspergillus puulaauensis, 234 nucleotides. RefSeq lists its product as uncharacterized. Gene Ontology annotation, biological process: mitochondrial respiratory chain complex IV assembly. The record is from RefSeq and is a predicted model, not a curated record. NCBI's taxonomy places the organism in Eukaryota, Fungi, Ascomycota, Eurotiomycetes, Eurotiales, Aspergillaceae. The transcript has 3 exons. Bases 1 to 234 code for a protein of 77 amino acids. Gene Ontology annotation, cellular component: mitochondrial inner membrane.